AUGCAACUGUUCCCUCCUGAGUUCGGCCCAUUUCUCCGUCAUGGGCUGCUUCGCCGGUACGGACCGCGCCGCCGCCUUCUCCAGGCCUUGCUGAUAAGCUUCGCGCUAUGGACCGUCCUAGAAGUCCUACUCAUAUAUCAACGGGUCUCAACAGCGGACGCGAUCAAGCCCCGUAUGCCACAGAAACCGGAGCGAAUAUACAUUGCGAGCAUGCACUGGAACAACGAGGCGAUUCUCCGGAGUCACUGGAAUGACGUAAUCAUCCAAUUGGCUAAAGCAUGGGGUACGGAGAAUGUGUUCGUCAGUGUCUAUGAGAGCGGAAGUUGGGAUAAUACAAAGGGUGCGCUUCGUGAUCUUGAUGCGGAGCUGGAUCGCCUCGGCGUGAAACGGAAUAUCACCCUCUCAGACAGGACUCACGAGGAUGAAAUUUCCGUUUCUCCCUCGAGUGAAGGCUGGAUAGAUACUUCUCGCGGUCGGAAGGAACUCCGGCGAAUACCUUACCUGGCUCGGCUCCGUAACUUGACUUUGCGUCCUCUGGAGGAUCUUGAACGACAAGGCAUAGCGUUUGAUAAGAUCCUCUUCUUGAAUGACGUUGUAUUCACCGUACGUAUCAAUCCUACUACAGCAUUGUUGAAGAAUGACUUCCAACCCUAUUCGAUGCUCGCGCAGGUGGAUGAUGUUAUUGAACUUCUUAACACAAACGACGGGGUAUACGCCGCCGCUUGCUCUAUAGACUAUUCCCGACCCCCGUUGUAUUAUGAUACUUUUGCUUUGCGGGAUAGCGAUGGCGAUGAGCAUGUCAUGCAAACGUGGCCUUAUUUUCGUUCUACAACAUCUCGGCAUGCGCUCUACAACAUGUCACCUGUCCCCGUCAAGAGUUGCUGGAAUGGCAUGGUCGCGAUGCCCAUUGAGCCCUUCGUCUCGGCCACGCCGCUGCGAUUCCGUGGGAUUUCCGAUUCUCUAGCACUAUUCCAUCUUGAGGGCUCUGAAUGUUGCUUGAUCCAUGCGGACAAUCCUCUCUCGGGACACCAGGGCGUCUACCUGAAUCCCAAGGUCCGUGUUGGUUAUAAUGGCGAGGCAUACGAAAAAGUCCACCCUGCUGGCUCCUGGCUUUCUCCACAAUAUAUUGCCGUAGCUAUGUGGGAGAACAGAUUGCGACGUUGGGCUACCACGACUCUUUUCAAGAAGUGGGUCGUUCAACGGAGAGUUGCCCAGUGGAUGGCUCUCUCUAGCGGUCGACAUGAACCCGGCGACUUUUGUUUGAUUAACGAGAUGCAGGUGCUCGUUGCGAAUGGCUGGGCCCAUGUGUAG
Messenger RNA from Aspergillus udagawae, 1311 nucleotides. Its product is annotated as glycosyltransferase family 69 protein. The coding region runs from base 1 to 1311 and encodes 436 amino acids. NCBI's taxonomy places the organism in Eukaryota, Fungi, Ascomycota, Eurotiomycetes, Eurotiales, Aspergillaceae. The record is from RefSeq and is a predicted model, not a curated record. The transcript is spliced from 2 exons.